Nasonia vitripennis (jewel wasp) is the source of this 971-nucleotide messenger RNA. RefSeq lists its product as uncharacterized. Gene Ontology annotation, molecular function: nucleic acid binding. The record is from RefSeq and is a predicted model, not a curated record. Lineage: Eukaryota; Metazoa; Arthropoda; Insecta; Hymenoptera; Pteromalidae. Bases 259 to 696 code for a protein of 145 amino acids. The transcript has 2 exons.
UUAUUUUUAUAUUUAAUUCAAUUUUUAUAUUUAGAUGUAUCGAAAGAAUCUGUACGAAGAAUUGUAAGAGUCACCAGACGCCCGUACAAGCCCACGAAGGUGCAAAAAGUUUUCCAACGUGACCACGAAAGACGCCAGGCAUACUGCGAAUGGAGUCUGCGACAGUUGGCGAGAAAUCCACUUUUCUUUAGACGAGUUUGCUUCAGCGAUGAAUCCACAUUCACCAAUAACGGGCCAAUUAAUAAGCAAGUUACAAGGAUGUGGUCCGAGCAAAACCCGCAUUGGUUUAUAGAAAAUGACAGGCAGCAUAGGUGGAAGUUCAACGUAUGGAUCGGGAUUGUCGGAGAUCGGAUUAUAGGUCCGAUAUUUUAUAAUGAAAAUUUGACUGCAAGGAGAUAUCGCAGACUAUUGAGGCUCAUUAAUGGUCGCUUACAUGACAAUCCGAUUCCUCAAAAUCAGAUGUGGUGGCAAAUGGAUGGAGCCCCAGCGCACAAUGCUGCCGUAGUCACUGAAUACUUAGAGGAACGAUUUCCUGAAAGGUGGAUUGGCUUAAAUUCACCACACGUAAGAUUUCCGCCACGAUCACCUGAUUUAACCAUCAUGGAUUAUUACUUUUUCGGUAAUAUUAAGAGAAUCUGCUACACACAGGUAAAGAAAUUAAAAAAUUCUCUAUAUUCUCACAAUUAUUGGCUAUAAUCUUAUUUGAUUUCAUAAUAGCUUGUUUUUUUCCUAACAUUACCUUUCAGCCAGCUACUACAUCUGAUGAUAUGAAGCAACGCUUGCAAAAUGCAUGCGCUGCGAUUCGUGCUGGCGAAUUAAGAAGAGCAAGAGAGCAACUGCGCAGAAGAUUUCAGCUGUGCAUACAAGCAGACGGUGGACAAUGUCAGCAACUCAUGAAAUACAGAAAUCGCUAAUUCAAGUAGAAUAAAUAAGAAUUCAAUUUUAAAAAACUAUCAAUUUAAAAUAAUAAG